Molecule: messenger RNA, 1124 nt
Organism: Westerdykella ornata
Lineage: Eukaryota; Fungi; Ascomycota; Dothideomycetes; Pleosporales; Sporormiaceae
Product: putative tRNA threonylcarbamoyladenosine biosynthesis protein KAE1
Exons: 2
Coding region: 66-1124 (352 amino acids)
Biological process (GO): tRNA threonylcarbamoyladenosine modification
Cellular component (GO): cytoplasm; EKC/KEOPS complex
Source: RefSeq, a predicted model, not a curated record
CCUCAAACAAAUUCCCCAACUGCAAAUCCAAUACUCUCCCACAACCCCUUCACACCCCCCCGAAAAUGAUAGCCCUCGGCCUCGAAGGCAGCGCCAACAAAAUCGGCAUAGGCCUCAUCUCGCACCCCUCCCCCACCGCCGGCCCCAUCGUCCUCGCCAACCUCCGACACACCUACGUCUCCCCUCCGGGCCAGGGCUUCCUACCCAAGGACACGGCGCUGCACCACCGGAAAUGGGUGGUGCGGUUGAUCAAGCAGGCGAUGCGGCAGGCCCGGGUGAAGAUUGACGACAUCGAUUGUAUAUGCUACACGAAGGGGCCCGGGAUGGGAGCGCCGCUGCAGAGCGUAGCGCUCGCGGCGCGGACGUUGAGUCUGCUUUGGGGGAAGCCGUUGGUCGGGGUGAAUCAUUGUGUUGGCCACAUCGAAAUGGGCCGCGCCAUCACGGGCGCCACCAACCCCGUCGUCCUCUACGUCUCGGGCGGCAACACCCAAGUCAUCGCCUACUCUGCGCAGCGCUACCGCAUCUUCGGCGAGACCCUCGACAUCGCCAUUGGCAAUUGCAUCGACCGCUUCGCGCGGACGCUCAUGAUCCCCAACGACCCGUUUCCCGGCUACAACGUCGAGCAGUUAGCGAAGAAGGGGAGGAACCUCGUCGACCUGCCCUACGCCGUCAAGGGCAUGGAUUGUAGCUUUUCGGGCAUUCUGGCCAAGGCGGAUGAGUUGGCGGUGUUGAUAGGCGAGGAUGUGCCGGAGGCGAAGAGGCUGAGGAGUGAGGAGGGAGAGCUCAUCACGAGGGAGGAUAUGUGUUUUUCUCUCCAAGAAACGAUUUUCGCCAUGCUGGUCGAGAUCACGGAGCGGGCCAUGGCGCAUGUGGGAUCGUCGCAGGUGCUCGUCGUAGGGGGUGUGGGGUCCAAUGAGCGGUUACAGGAGAUGAUGGGGUUGAUGGCGAGGGAUAGGGGAGGGAGCGUGUUCGCGACGGAUGAGCGGUUUUGCAUCGACAAUGGGAUCAUGAUUGCGCAUGCGGGGCUGUUGGAGUUUGAGACGGGUGUGGUGACCAGGUUAGAGGAGAGUACGUGUACGCAGCGCUUCAGGACGGAUGAGGUCUUUGUGGGUUGGAGGGACUGA